AGUCACUUCCUCAUGUUCACUCCCCUGUGAGGCAGAAGAGGGCUGUUCUUAUUUAAGUGGGGAGGGAAAUGGUGGAGAGGAAAGUGAGACAGCUUCAGUAGACAGAGGGACAUAAACAGCUUGAUCUCUGCCUCCCGACUCUCUUUUUGUGAACCUUACUGUGGACGAAGAGCAGCAGCAGUGAUGGCUGACUCAAAAAAGAUCAAGGUCCAUGCAGCAAAGGUCCUAGGCUGCGUAGAGAAAGUGACCUCCUUCGCCUCCUCCAUCGACCCCAUCUUUGGCAUUGUCUCCUCCCUGGUUGGGGUGGCUCGCAAGGGACUGGUAGAUGAAGAGAGCCACGCCCUAGACAAGGACUUCCAGGAGGUCAACUUCAAACUGGAGACCAUCUCCCAAAAGAAUCAGCAAUGCCUGAAGAAGAUCCGCAUCAACGAUGUAAAUGAAACCUACGGAAAGUAUGAGGAGUACAUCAAGCACCAGUACGCUGCCUUUAACAACAUGGUGGCUCAGGUGAAGACAGAUCCAGCUAACACAGAGCGCCACUUUGAGAACUAUGAGAACAUUUAUGAGAGAGACAAGAGUGAUAUGAGCCUGGAUGUGUACUAUCGUGGAGUGAUGGGCACCAACCUGCUGUUUGGGAGAACCCUGCUGAAGGUGUACCUGGACGACUGCGAAGGAGACCUGGAGAUCAUGGAGCGCCGCUGUUCACACAUCACGCACCUGUUCCACAUGGGCCUCAUUGCCCUGAUGGCCUACACAGCUGUCACAGAGGAUGAUGAAGACAUGGUUCGGGAUAAGUGGGCCAAGAGGGUGUUGGAAAUCCAGCAGAAGAUGCAGGAUGUGCUGAGUCAGUGCAAAACUGCACCUGCAAACCCAAGUCCUCCUGAACAUAGACUAGCAGAGAGUGGAGCUACUCUGGUCUGAUCACUGAACUCUCAGCAGUGGACCAAUGUCAAAUAAAAAUUAUAUUAUGAUAUAUUACUAUCUAUAAUUAAACCAAAGCCAUGUGUUCUCUUGUGAAUUGAAGCUGCUCAAAAUGUUGUUGUAGCAGUGUUUUAGUUAUUGUAUCGGCAUGUGCUAUUUUUGUUUCAGAGACCACUAUCUCUUGCAGCUGCAUUGUUACUGCAUGUGCUGAAGUUUUCUACAAUCAUUUGAAUUAAAAUGUACUAUCUAUUACUUGAUCAAGCUGUUUAUUUGUGAAAUCCACUCCAUCUGCAACAAAACAAACUAUUGAUAAAUAAAAAAGUAAUGAUAAACUGUUUUUUUUUAAAUCUGAACAAGGCCUUCUGUAAGGGCAAAGCAUUAUUCAUCUGCGUACAAUGUACACAAAAAUACUCUUGUAGAGAACAAAGCCCCUAAUACACCUGUCGAACAUACCUGGCCUUGAAUGACACUGAAUAUGCAUUCCUGAUACAGAAUAAAUGGUAAACUUUACAAUUGAAA
Notolabrus celidotus (New Zealand spotty) is the source of this 1440-nucleotide messenger RNA. RefSeq names its product rapunzel 2 (gene rpz2). NCBI's taxonomy places the organism in Eukaryota, Metazoa, Chordata, Actinopteri, Labriformes, Labridae. The transcript has 2 exons. The record is from RefSeq and is a predicted model, not a curated record. The coding region runs from base 184 to 921 and encodes 245 amino acids.